Messenger RNA from Polyodon spathula (Mississippi paddlefish), 1261 nucleotides. RefSeq names its product pleckstrin homology domain-containing family A member 7-like. The transcript has 7 exons. Bases 25 to 1242 code for a protein of 405 amino acids. The record is from RefSeq and is a predicted model, not a curated record. NCBI's taxonomy places the organism in Eukaryota, Metazoa, Chordata, Actinopteri, Acipenseriformes, Polyodontidae.
GAGACACAAACAGCGUCACUGCUAAUGAGGGACAGUUGGGAGCAGCAUACCGGAUUGUCACUGUGGUCGGUCUCCACGCAGGCAGAGCAUUAUGGGAUGCGGACCUAUUUCUUCAGCGCUGACACUCAGGAGGACAUGGCUGGCUGGGUUCGAGCUCUGAGCCAGUGCGCCAACGUGGAGACAGAGUCGCCAGUCAUCGCACUGAACAAACGCUGUUCAAGUUUUGAAGAUUUCACUCAGUUGAAGUGCAGUUCUGACUCUCUAGAGCUGCCUGCACCCACCUCUCCCACGGAUGGUUCAGCCCAGCCUCGCCCUGCAGACAACGCAGCCCGGAUUGAACCAACUCCCAGAGCGAGAGAGAAGGGGGGAGCCGGCCCCAGAGAAGAGUGGCUUCAGAACUCAAAUCCGAUUUCAAUGAAUAAACCGUCAGAGAGAAGGGAGAAGCAGAGCCAAUCGCAAGCCACACCCCCGCCAGCUGGCGUGGAAACCCCGCCCACAACUCCCAGAAUCCCUUGCGAGCCCAACGGGAGGCGUGUCUACAAGGACAGGAGGGAGGAUCCUGCUCCAGCCGCUGGCCAAUGGGAUCGCGUUUCUACAGCAGAGACCCCUCCCCUUUCAGUCCGAACCUUGGGGUCGCGACCUGUGACCCCCAGAGGUCACCUGGCGACUCGACCUCACACUCCGGUCGGCAGGGUUGACAUCCGACCCCACGGUGACCCCAGCUUGUCCCCUGGGCCACCUGUGACCUCCGGAUUGGGGUCGUCGCCUCCUUCCCCACUGCCGGGUUCGUCUAGCGGUCAAGAGGUCGGCCACGCCUCCUCCUCAACGUCCAAUCAGGAGAGGAGGCAAGCCCCUCACCGGCCCAUCCCCUGCUUCGCCUCGUCCCAGCAUCCCUCCACACCCCGUCGGACUGGGGGGAAGGCCUGGUUCUCAGGGGCUGGUUCGAACCCUCUGCCCCCCCUCCCCCCUGCCCGGGGGUCCCUGUCACACAGAAGCAGGCUGUCUCUAGCUCUAGCGCCCCCCACUGCACCCACAACGCUGCUGUCUCCCUGGCAGACCUCGACCCCUGACCUCUACCAGGAGAAAGCGGCUCAGCCAAUCAGAGUGCUGGAGAGCGACGUGGACUCUCUCUUGACUCAGAUUUGCGGUCGAGACAAAAUCCUUCAAAAUCUCUGCUUCGAAAUGACCCAACUGAGAGCAGACAAGGUGAGAGACACACUGAGACACUCUGAGACACCCUGAGACACCCUGAGACACCCUG